AUGGCUCCCACGCUGCUCCUGCUGCUGCUCCUGCUGUGGCUCCAGGGCUGCACCUCAGGUGUUCCCACCGAGAAUGUGUACUCCAAAGUGCAACACUUUGAAGGGGAGACUCUGUCUGUGCAGUGCUCCUACAAGAACCGCAAGAAACACGUGGAGGGAAAGGUUUGGUGCAAAAUCAGGAGGAAGAAGUGUGAGCCUGGGUUUACCCGGGUCUGGGCACCAGGGCCGCGCUUCCUGCUACAGGACGAUACCCAGGCCAAGGUGGUCAACAUCACUAUGGUGGCCCUCAGGCGCCAGGACUCAGGCCGGUACUGGUGCAUGCGUAACAGCUCCGGGACUCUCUACCCUCUGAUGGGAUUCCAGCUGGAAGUGUCUCCAGUCCCCACAGCCGAGAGAAACACUCCUCGCACACAGCUGGCCGGCAUCCUCAAGAGUGAAGUGGUCGUCACAACAGGCCAUGCCCCCACCUCAGGCCCAGGGGCCCCCUUCACCACCAGCAUCAGGAUGCUCACACCCGGAGUCCUCACUUUGACCAGACUCUUGCCCUCUCCUGCCUCGGGGACCAUCAGGCUGAGCUCCAUGUCAGGCUACAGCUUCACCAGCCCCUCCACCCCAGAGACCACGAGGAUCACGGCCCAGAUGGUGACUGCGUCUCCCAGCUAUGUCAGAGCCUCCUCAGAGGCCCCGGCAUCCGUCUCCACCAAGGCCGGGCCACUGCGCCCCACAUCGCCCACCAUGAGAAUGUGCCACACCAGCCGGUCGCUCCUCAACAAAUUACCCCCCAUCAGGCCCCGGGAUGCUAACCCCACUGUGCUGGCGGCCGUGCUGUCCUUGCUGUUGGUGCCUGUGGUGAUGAUGGCGGUCUAUGGCUUCUGGAAGAAGAGACACGUGGGCAGCUACAGCAUUUGCCGGAGCCCUGCCAGGCCCUGGAGGGACCCGCCUGGAAGGCCGGAGCCUCCGUGGAAGCCUGCGUGGUUUAAAGCCACUUACGGAGUGGGCGAGCUUUUCCCCGAGGGACCCCAGGAGGUCACAGAAGUGAAGACGGGGGCCUGUCUGGAUUGGAGCCAGGUUGGGGGGUGA
This is a messenger RNA of Pipistrellus nathusii (Nathusius's pipistrelle), 1080 nucleotides long. The record is from the annotation of a GenBank genome assembly. Lineage: Eukaryota; Metazoa; Chordata; Mammalia; Chiroptera; Vespertilionidae.